This is a messenger RNA of Grus americana (Whooping crane), 4565 nucleotides long. It is a transcript of the gene CGAS, whose product is annotated as cyclic GMP-AMP synthase. The transcript has 5 exons. Gene Ontology annotation, molecular function: double-stranded DNA binding; chromatin binding; 2',3'-cyclic GMP-AMP synthase activity. NCBI's taxonomy places the organism in Eukaryota, Metazoa, Chordata, Aves, Gruiformes, Gruidae. Gene Ontology annotation, cellular component: site of double-strand break; nucleus; cytosol. Gene Ontology annotation, biological process: cellular response to exogenous dsRNA; activation of innate immune response; paracrine signaling. The record is from RefSeq and is a predicted model, not a curated record. Bases 1 to 2094 code for a protein of 697 amino acids.
AUGGCGCCCAAGCCCGGCGGCAGCACCGACGGCCCGCCCGGCAACUGGCGGAACCGGAAGCAGGGGGCGGGCACGCCGCGGCGGCGGCGGCUCCUCUGUCCCGCGCUGGGGGGCGGAGCCGUUUGUUCCCGAGGAGCGGGAGGAGCGGCAGCCCUGGGGCCUGUUCCCCCGCUCCCUGAGGGGCAGCCCCGGCGGGCGGCACGUGCUGCCGGGAGCCCGGCCCGCCACUCUGGCAGUAGCGAGCGGCUACUAAGGCCGAGCGGUCCCGGUGCUCUGCUUGUGUGCUCUCGCCCCGUGGGUAGGUGGGGCCGCCCAGAAGCGGGAAAACGCUCCCAGCGGAUUGGAGGGAGGGACGGAGGCGGGCCGGGCGGGCGGCCGCGCCCCCAGGAUGGCCUAGCUCGGCUGUCGGAGCUUUCCCGCGCUCGGGCUGUCGGGCAGAGCCAAGCAGUGCAGGCGAGUGCGGGUGGCUCGGCCCCCCCCUACCCGGCGGGGGUUUCGUUUCCUCAGCGGAGGCGCGCUGCCUGGAAGAGGAACUUGCCUGAGGCGGGAGGCGGGAACCCCCUUGCCGCGGGGCCGCACUCACUGUUCUGCGAGUGCGGAAAGGGAGCGGAGGCCAUGGACGGCGCCGGUGGCAGAGGGGAGCGGGGCAGGCGGGGGGCGCGGCCCGUAGCCUCGCGGGGCCGGGGCGCGGUGAGGGGCGCAGCCCGCAGCUCCUCGCCGGGCCGGGACGCAGGCGGCAGCUCGGGCGGCGCCGCGACCCUCCAGGCGCCGCAGAGGAACGGAUCUACCGCCCGGCGCGGCCGCCCGGCGCAGCAGCGCUCCGCCGUCAGGAGCCCGCCGGCGGGCCCGGCAGCGGACGACGAAGAGGCGCUCCCCGCUCCUCAGAGCAGGGCGUCGGCCGCAAGAGCCCCCGCAGUGCGAAGGCGAGCGGCGGUGCCCGACGGCAUGGUAGCCGUGGCCGUCCGCCAGCCCUCGUCGGUAGUGGGCUCCCUGCGCCUCCGGGACGUGCUGUCGCAGCUCAGCCUGGGCCGUCAGGACGUGUCCGAGGCGUCGGGGCUGGUGAAUAACGUCGUCUCGCAGCUGAUCCAGGCCAUCCGGAGCAAAGACGGCACCUUCAACUCCAUCGAGCGGCUGGGCGCCGGCAGCUACUACGAGCGCGUCAAGACAUCUGAACCAAAUGAGUUUGACAUCAUGCUUGUAAUGCCUGUUGCAAGACUUCAGCUGGAUGAAAGUGAUGAUACUGGAGCCUAUUAUUAUCUAACAUUCAAAAGAAAUCCAAAAGAAAAGCAUUUGCUUGAGUUUUUAGAUGAAGAUGGAAAAUUAUCAGCCUUUAAAAUGCUUCAAGCACUAAGGGAAAUUAUUAAACGAGAAGUAAAACACAUUAAACAUGCGGAAGUAACUGUGAAAAGGAAAAAGGCUGGAAGCCCUGCAAUAACUCUUGAGAUCAAACAUUCUACAACAGAAAUAUCAGUGGACAUCAUCUUGACUUUGGAAGUUCAGCAGAGCUGGCCACCCAGCACACAGGAUGGCCUCAAAAUUGAACAGUGGCUGGGAACAAAAGUCAGGAGAGAUUUCAGAAAUAAAUCAAUUUAUUUAGUAGCCAAACAAAACAAAGAAGAAAAGGUUCUAAGAGGAAACACCUGGCGACUCUCUUUCUCACACAUUGAGAAGGCCAUGAUCAACAACCACGGCCAGUCAAAGACAUGUUGUGAAUCUGAUGGACCAAAGUGCUGUAGGAAAGCUUGUCUUAAGCUUCUGAAGUAUCUUCUAGAGCGACUUAAAAUGGAACAUACAAAAGAGUUAGAAAAAAUCUGUUCAUACCAUGUCAAAACUGCUUUUUUCCACUCAUGUGCCAUGUGGCCGAAUGACACGGACUGGCAUUUGGGAGACUUGGAUCAUUGCUUUCAGAAAUACCUGAGCUAUUUUCUGGAUUGCCUGCGAAAGUCUGAGCUGCCACACUUUUUUAUUCCCAAAUACAACCUGCUCAGCCAGCAAGAUAAAGCAAGCAGUAAUUUCCUUUCAAGAAAAAUAAACAAUCAAUUGAACAACAGAUUCCCAAUAUUUCAGGAGAGCUAUUGUAAACAAUGUCUUUAGUACCUAUCUAAUCAUGUGGAUUUGCAUAUGUAAAACCAGAAGUUCUGCACCUUAAGUUACUCCUCAGCAGUCUGACAGUACAAAUAACAAAAAAUAUCAAGAUGACUAAGAGAAAAUUGUGUAUUUCAGUCACACUGCUUGGACAUAACCCUUAAAAGAAAUAUUACUUAAAAUGUCAUAUUUAUCUUCCCUAUCCAAAUGUAGAUGUCACCUGCAAAAUAUCUUCUAGGUAUACUAAGAACUUGUAGAAGAAUUUGCAAUAGUUAAUUUCCCACGUGUAAUUUCUACAAUUCCAAAUAUAAAGGCAUCAAUGACUAGGUAAAGUGGAAAAUGACAAUUUUAUUUAAAAUGAAGACUGAUUGCAGAAUAUCCAAAAAUACACUCUUGCUUUCAAAAGAAGAAAAAAAGUCACUGGAGUUACUUUGACAUAAACCAGAACAACUUCUCCAGAUCAACUGGGUGAAGACAUUUUGCAGAGGAUAGUCACCAGCAACGUUAAGCAGAAAGAGAAGACAGUAUCAAAACAACAUGAAGUUCCUGAAGUAACUUAUCUUUUCUGAGUCUUCAGAAUUGCUUUGGAAAUUAGUCUUUUCACUGGACUUCAGAUGGGAAGCAAUCAUUAUCUAAUGUGCUGCAAGAGAGUAAAAGUCAUUGUGCCAGUGAGCAUAUGUGUGAUGAAUCUUGUAGAAAGAAAUGAAUCUUCAACCCCUACCAAAGAGGAAGGGUCUCCAUGUGAAAGGUUAUCAAAAGCAAAAUUCUCAGAAUCAGAAUUCAGCUCAAUUUUUCUUAUGUUGAAGAGUGUAUUAGGAAAAAAGAAUAAUUGUAAUAUUUCCUAUUACUAAAAUUGUGCAGGUGAUAAAUACACAGCAUUUGGGAACUGCUGUGCUGUAAGUAAAAAUAUCUUUUUCUUAAACAAAGCCAUGGAAAGUCCGUAUUUUUAGCCUACUGUUUGAAGGCGAAAUAACCUACUGGCUAAACUAAUGCCCAGAUUUCACCUCAAUUAUGAGCAAAUAAAAAAAGAGGGAAGGCUAGAAGAACAUGUAGAGUAAUUUUACUAAAAUAUUCUAAUCUCAUUCAAUUCAGUUUAUUAGUUUUUCAUUUACUCAUAUGACACAUGAAUAAACACAAGCUCAGACCAAGCAUCAAACGAAGGAAUAGCUUCUUCUCAUUUAACGUCCAAAGAGUGAAACCAUACCCCAUUUUCAUUAGGGGUCUGUGUGACAGAACCUGACAGUGAAAUGUAAAAUAUGAGUCAACUUUAUCUGAAAGAAAAAGCUGACAUUCAAAUGUAUUUUUUUUCAUGACUUUGUUAAAAUUGCUCUAGUAAAUUCUGUUUUUCUUCCUUAAGGCAGAAAAUUACAUCCAUGAGAACAAAAGUAGAAGCUGUUUUUCUUCCAGUUAGCCACAAACAGAUACUUCGUGUUAUGCUCUCCUCCAUUAGGAGGAAAUGCACUUCUCUCAAAAAAAAGCUCGAGACACAAGUCAUAACAAAAAUGACUUUCAAUGUUAAGUUUUUUAAAAAAAAAAAUCCAAACACUUUGCUUCAGCAAACAUCAGUUUUUGCAAGCAGUAGUUUUUAAAUAACUAAGUUAUCCUUAGAAAUACUUCUGCAUGCCACUGGCAGAUGUGGCGUAUCAAUGCAAAAAGUACAGUAUUUUGAAGCCACACUGACGAACAUUGCUUAUGUUCACUAAUCCAGUUCUCUGAAAAUGAAAGGAAAAAUUAUCUUUUACAUUCUUAUAUAUUAAUAGUGUAUUUAACUACAAAAAAACCCCCACCGAAAACCAAACCCCCCCCAGACACCAAACAAACCCACAAGAAAAAAAUAAUGAAAUUAUUUUUUCUUGAAUAAAAUAGUGCCCAAGCACAAAACUAGAUUUAUUUCUAUAUAAAGUUAAUCCAGUUUUCUUUUCUAAGCCACUUUUAAAAUGCAUUUUAUUUAAAUGGGAUAGGUACAGAAAACAAGCAAGGAAGAAAAGAAACUUCUAAAUUCAAGCCUGUAGAUGCUAACAGUUAAGUAUAAUCACUUACUUUGUUUUGGUAACUUCAAAGGAUUAGUUACUUUGAGGGCCGCCUUGGAGGUCUUCGUACAUCCUUUUCGAUUUCUUUUCUGAUUUGAAAUUGUUUGUAUCUUUCUGCCAUUGCAAUAAGCUCAUUAGGAACUACCUGAUAAGAAAGCAGCACGAGAGCAAGGUCUGUUUUAAAUUAAUCUAAACUUUUAGACUCAGCUUUACAAAAAUGCUAUUGAUUUGUGUGUUCCCAAACUUGGGUUUUUUUAUUUAUCUGGCUCCUGUCUCUUUGCAAAUUGUCUUUUCUGUAGAGAAAUCUUUUUAUACAAAAUUAUACUGAAAUACACUGAAAAAUAAUUAGCACAGUGUCUCUGGAUUUUCAAUGACAUAUGUAUGCUAGUAUCACUGUAUCUGAUGACAACAUAUAACCAGCUAAUUAAAACAUUAGUAUUUCAGACAGAA